AAAAUAUAUAAUGAACUAUUUCUUAUGUAUACCAUGACAUACAUAUAUUUGAGUUAAAUAACUACGGAGUAUCUACGUUUCUUUUGUUUUCUAUUUCCCUCAACGUAGGAAGAGCUUAUCGAUAAAAUAAUGCGGGUUGAGCGUGCCGGGCUCCACCCAACCUCCCUCAGUCGGCUUUAGAGGCCGGUUCGGAGCGGAUGUUGCAGGCGCCAUUUUGCAACACGACGCCAUUUCGUGUAUUAUCAAAUCACUUCCUUAUUCUGUGAAUAUUAACCAUAAAGACACCGUACAACACGUUUUUUUUAUUUGAUACAACUGACUUUGAUUCGACAAAGUGAAUAAAUUGGAUUCAUACGCUCAGGAAAAAAAUGUUCGAAAACCUCACCACCAUGGCAGACGAGAAUUGAAGCUAUUCUGUGCUUCCAGCAUUCACCGUUAAAGGAAUUGACAAUUCAACAAUGAUAGGUGUAAAAACAUCGCAUUGACGUUCACGAGCUAAGGAGCUCUGAAACAUUCUCUCGGACUUUAAAUGCUAAAUUACAGACUAGUGUCAACGCAUUUCUUGAAGCAACCGUGAAUCGGGUCGGACCGUGAUUAUAGCUGACCGGUCAGUGCAUCAUCAAUAUGUGCCGAGACCGCGAUAUGUCAGAGUUAAGUUGUGACAUCAUUAAAUAAACUGAGAGCGUCCUGACUCUAGCCUCUGUGUUGUGUAUUCCGUCAAGACGGCGCUCGAACGCGUUCCGCCGUUUCGUUUUAGUUCAUUCAUUUUGUUUUACAUAAAAGGAUAAACAAUAGCCCGGCUGUUUAGUGUUAGAUUCUUCUCUGGAAGGGGUUCCGCUGUGCCGCUACCCUGGCCAGCCGUAGUCGAGAUAAUUUAACCAGAAUAUUGGAGUCCAUAGUAAGCGCUGCGCGAUACUGUAUUAACCAACGUAAAAGCGGAGAGAAUUUACAAAUAAAAAAAACGAGAAAUAAAUCUGUCCGGUUACCGAAAAUGGUUCGUUUGGAUAUAAUUCAGGGUUACGGAAACGAAAACCAGUGCUCAAGCGAGCGGCCUGUAGUAAUCUCUGGCCUGGGCUGGCGUACACAGUGCUGCGAAAGGGGCCGGGAGCAAGAGAAGGAACCAGAGGAUAAUAUGGCGGCGCCUGAAUGCGAACGAGAGGCUCGCAAGCGUCGCGAGAGACGCGACUCUGGAUGCGCGCACGAAAGAAAAGAACGAAGACCUCAUAGCGAGGAAAGAACGCCCCCACCACCGCCUCCGCCGCCCCUACACGACUUUAACAGGCUUGAGUCUGAACGUCGAGCAGAGAGAUUAUCGCGAGCGCGCCGUCCGCAGUACGGUGGCAAACGCCGCCGUGCUCCGUCCCGCAUAUCCAAACAACCUAAAGAAAACGAAUGCUUCACAACUACAGAAGAAAUCAGAUGCACCACCCCGUCCAAUUACGACUACGUUGUUAUACAAAAACCACAUCUAAGCGAUGAGCCGGAGACUUUAGACGCGGCCGCACUCCACCGGCAGGCUGGUCGCACAAGAGGCACUAUAUGCGAGGAUAGCGCUGGGGAUGCGGCAGAACGUGCCCGUCAACACGAGCGCAGUGCAGCACCCCUCAACAGCACUCGCCUAGAUCAGCCCUGCCCUGAUCGAAGGCUGGAGAAAAUCAGUAAGAAGAUUCAUAUUCUCAAAAAGAAUAUUGCAAAAUACGAAACUGACUAUGAGACAUUGCACGGACACGCGAUCGCCCCGAGCGACCGGAUUACCGAUGUACAGCUCACCCGAAUGUACGAAAGCCUACGCCAACUGCAGGCGGAGAAACGAUCUAUCAAGACGGAUCCCGUCGAAUACGCCCUGAAGGUUCAAGCUGCGAAGCUGCAGAAGGAAAGAGAUGAAAAAUUGGAGAUUUGUCUGCAAGGCGAUAAGCCAAUGUCAGAAAUCGUUAAGGAUAUCGAAGAGUGGUUGGAAGGUUGCCGUCAAGCCGGAGGUCGCUCGACUAUCCCAGAGAGCAGUUGGUCGUCAGCGCAGAUGGCCGCCGAGAAGCUGUGCGUGCAGCGCGUGCUGCUCCGGCUGGAAGCGGCGCGCGGCCGGCCCCCCGCGCACUCCGCAGAGCGCGGUGCCGCCAGACACCUCUACGAACGUUACAGAGCCGUGAAAAGAGUACUCGCCUCACCUAGAUCCGAUGCGCUGAUUGGCAGCACUAAUGGCGAAUUGGCGACCAUUCACGAGCACGAAACGAUGCUGUUCAACACGAGCGUCGACAGCUCCAGCGACUCCCAAGAAAAACCAUCUGAUUCAUCUCAGGAGACAACGGAAACUCCUCUCCAGUCUCCGCCCACACGUGACUCUGCCCUAACGGAAGAGAUGCCAUCGUCAACUUCCUCGGCGCAGUCAGCUACAAGCGACGACGCAGCCCCUUCUAACGAGGGCCUACACUGUCUCACCCUAGAAGAAUUGAAUCGAGCUCUGAUUGAAGCCAAGCUGCAGAAGAGUGUACUGCGUCGUAGUAUCAAGGAAUACGAAAUCAGCUUCGAAUUGCAGAACAGUAGGAAAGUGCAGAGGGACGAUAAGAAAGGUCGCGAGGAAGAUUACCUACGUUACAAAGCCAUUAAAGCUAGAAUAAAGUUGCUAAACGCUUUAAUCAAUAAACAAAAGUCUUUAACACAAAACUAACGUGGUGCAGCUUUCGCGUCUCAAGUGCAGAGCUUUCAUAGGAACACAUCGAAUACAGUUCAUAAUAAUCGAUUGUUGUUUGUCAAUCGUCUCAUGCAAAAUGAUGUUUUGUAAUAUCCUCAGCUUGAUAAGACACGCAAUGGAAUAUCACUUCAAUAAGAAAAUGUAAAAAAAAGUUUAAGAUCACAAGCUUGCCGAAAUAUAUGAGUAAACUAUUAUAGUUUAAAGUUCCUGUUGUUGCAAAUAAAAUUCGUUUUGUUACAAAAGAACAUGCUAGUAAAUAAAAAAGAGUAUCUUUUUAAAAUAAUAAACAAAUUGAUUACUUAAUUCGAUUCCUACGAACACUACAACAAAUUCAUUUGUUUUGUUACAUAAUGUAUCAUAAAUGUAAUAAUAUAUAUUAUUAUAUACUAUAACUGUGUAAUUUUGUAUUGUUAUGCCGAGUGCCCUACCAAAUUCGUGUUCAGUGGUUACUGAAGCCAUCCACCUCACAGCAUGAGGAUGAAAUUUCAAUUAUAUUAAGCAACGGCUGUCCCACCAGCAAAUCAGAACGAAUGCCUAUUUCACGACCGAAAUAGCUAGGGUGGUGGUACUUAGCUACCGAUGCGGACUUAAUACACCCAGCAGUAAAAACAGAUAAAUAUGUACGCUAACUAUACCGCCCAUUUACAGAUUAACUAUACCAUUAACAGAUUAGUUAAGUUACAUACGUCAUAAAAAGCUUUCGGAAAAGUUUUAUCAUUUAUAGUCAAAGAUGAUAACGUUUUAUUAUUAUAUAAUUUGUUAUAAUUUCCCAAAUAUUUAUCUAAGCAUUUUCCAAACAUUGUUAUGGUGCCAAACUUUGUCACUAUUGUAAUUUUUAUAACAAAGAAUCAAGAGAACAAAAACAGUAGGUACCUAUCGGAAAAGUCAUUUUCAUUAUAGGAAAUGUAUUUCUAACAUAAGAACGUAUAAAAGGCUUGGUUUUUAUAUGGUAGAUUUCUAAUUUAAAAUUAAUUUUAAGCUUUAAUAAAACUAUAUUAUACCUACAGAAUAAUGUUUACAUUAAUUGUCGUUUAUAUUAAAUUACGUAGAAUCCAUAAAAACAUUGUAAAAGUCCUAUUUGCAGCGAGUGUAAAUAUAUCCAAUAUUUCGAAAAUGUAGUUCCUUAAGAUUGUUGGUAAAUAUUGUCUAUUAGAAAAAUAUGAGAUGAAAAAAAAAACACAUUAACUACAUAAAAAAUGUCUAUAUCGGAACAGUUGUACAAAAAAUUUCGUUCCAAAUAUUUUAAUUGUCGUUCGUAAAUAGUGAUAGUACUUAAAUAGCUGAAGAAUUCCACAAUUACAUUAAAUAAAACUGGUCAUGAGGUACUUACUCCCUAUGCUUGUCCAUUUUGAGAAACGAUUCUCUUAAUCAACGAUAAUCGUAAAAUUAGAAAACAAAAACCUCCUUUUUAAUUCUCUUUGAAUUGCAUCGAUAGAUCGGAAUACAGUUUAAGUAGCGUUUCACCUGAAUUUUAAUCAUAGGUUAUAUUGACUUCAAACGAAUCACACUAUUGUAAUUACCAUUAUGCUUAAUUAAAUUUAAGGAUCUCUUUUCGACUGUACGUAUGUACCUGCUUAAGUGUUAGUAAUAUUUAUUAUUGAUCGUAAACGAUGUGAACGAGUUUAAAUUUCAAUGUUUUUAAGUCCUCUUUAAGAGUAGAUGAUAGUGUCUAGACCUAAAGGAAACUGUGAUUUGCCAUUGUGUCAGGUUCUUGUUUGACAAGAUAUGUUUUAGUGCGUUUUAAUGCAUUUUUCGUGGUUGUCUCUUGAGUAUAUGUUGUGAGCGAUUGAGACUUAAUGCUUUAAUUACGCGCUUAAAGAACUGGAGUUAAAAUAAAAAACAUUUUAGUCUGGUUUAUAUCGAAAAAUUGUAAUACACAAUGUUUAUAAGAAAAUAUUUUUUAAUUGCUUUCGAAGACCGACAAACCCGCGAAAACUCAUUGAUUGUAAAUGCUUAACGUCGCCCAUGGACAUCAACGUAAAGGACAUAAGGAUAUUAAGUAUUUUAAAUUUAAAAAUAUUUUUACAUUUUAACAAUGUUGUUUGUUAAUAAAACAGCAAAUACGUUAAAAUCAUUUCAAAGAAAACAUUGACUUGUACGGUUUAGUCAAUGUAAACAUGAACUCGAUCGUGAUAUCUUUGACCUAUGCUGUGUACUUCUUACAAGUUUAUAAUUCACUCGAAUACAUAAGUGGAGUAAUAAAACGGCUUUUAUUUUCCACAAUUUCUAAUAAACAUCAACGUGCCAUGUUAAAUUAAUAUAAAAUAAUAUUAUUUGCUAAUUUAUUUUACUUACAUUUAUAAUUACAGUAGCUACAUAACAAUCACCAUUGUACACUUCGAAGAAUUCACACUUCAAUCUCCAUGUUUGAAAUAUUUAAGAGUUCGUAUGUCGUAGGAAAUAAAAUUAAGCUUGAUAACAUAAUUAGAAUAUGAGAAUGGGCUCCAAGGUAUUAUUCGGUCAUGUUAUUUCAAAGCGAAAGCAUUAAGCGUAAGAAUAUUAUUUCGAUAGCAGAUAUUUAGAAUAAAAGCUUAGCACACUAGUUUCACUUGGGGUUACGCUAGGAAAACGGAAAAUAAUCAGACAACAAUAAGAUACAUUUUUUUUAACUGCUUAGAUGGGUGGACGAGCUCACAGCCCAUCUGAUGUUAAGUGGUUACUGGAGCCCAUAGACAUCUACGGCGUCAAUGCGCCACCCACCUUGAAAUAUAAGUUCUAAAGUCUCAAGUAUAGUUACAACGGCUGCCCCACCCUUCAAAUCGAAACGCAUUAAAUAAAUACAUGAAAUAAAUACCGUUCGCUAAUUCAGUAACUACAUCAGAUUGGAGCGGGAUUCUGCAAGUGUAAUUCAGAGUUCAAAUUAGCCUUAAUAUCGUUUUUAAGGAGAUUCAAAUUAGAAUGGUUGCCUCAAAACAAAAGGGACAGCUCAAAACAAUUUUUUGUUGUUUUAGUUGUUUUUUUUCUGUCGCAUGUAUUUUUCGAUACAGAUACAGAUUUUCGUGUUAUAUAUACGUAUUUUUGAGGUUCGCUUCCCUUUGUUAUUUUAUUUUUAUUUUACUUACAAUUUGAAAAGUUUAUUUCGAAUAGUCUAUAAGCAAAUAUAUUUGAGUCUUACAGACUACUUCUAAACACUAAUUAUGGAAUUUUAGUACUGUUGGUUGUUAGAAUUACGGCAUAUUUAUAUUGUUGUCCGAUGUACAUAUAAUAAAAUUAAAUACUCUGAAUAAUUAUAUGAUUGAAUGGCUAGCCAAAGUCUAAAAUUUUGUACAUAAUGUAUAAGUAAUUUUUGUAAUUGUGUAUCGGAAAUUAAUUCCUUUAAUCUCGAACAAAAUGUUAAAUAAUAAAUCGUUUAAGAACUUAAAAUAAGUAUACUAGAACUACUGCUAAUAUUCAAUAUCUUAAACAGAAUUACGACGGCUGAUGAAGUAUUCUCUAUAUUUUGACGAAAUAUGUCGUCUUGAACAAUACGAUGAUUAUAAAAAUUACCGUAUAUUUUUAAUGUAUAAGCCGAAUAAUGUGUCGUGAAAAAUAAAGUUAUUACUGAACACAUCAACUGUCGUCGCAAUUUACACAUUAUGUACCAUCAUCUAUUCAUAAAAUAAGUGACAUAUUAGUAUUGAAGGAAGUAACGAUUUGUUUAAUGUUAUUCAAAUUAUUUACGAUAAAUUUAAAAUAAAUACCAACAUGUAAAUA
Messenger RNA from Bombyx mori (domestic silkworm), 6379 nucleotides. Its product is annotated as protein FAM13A. The transcript is spliced from 11 exons. Bases 992 to 2662 code for a protein of 556 amino acids. The record is from RefSeq and is a predicted model, not a curated record. NCBI's taxonomy places the organism in Eukaryota, Metazoa, Arthropoda, Insecta, Lepidoptera, Bombycidae.